CAAUAACCUGCAACGUUGCCACGUUGAACAGGUCAAGGGUCGAAUGUCGGAGUCUUCAUGAAGGUGCUUUUGUCACGGGGGUGAAAGAAAAUUCGUGAAGGGGAAAUUCAAGGAAGUCUGGUUACACGUGGGUCAUGACUACGUCGCACGUUAAGAGAUAUCAGCAUGAGCUUCUGUCCACGGAGACGGUUUCGCAUCACGCCUAUGCGAGUACUGGCGGCGUUCUUUCUAAUGGUCGUGCUAUUCUGGUAUAGCCUCAGUCGGCAAGAGAUUCCGCGGCAACCAUGUAGCGUGCCCGAGGAGUUCACCGAGAAGUUGCACGAUCUCGCUUACAGGGCGCACUUGGUUCUUACUAAGUUGGGCAUCGUUCACUUUCUCUGCCUGGGCGGGCUUUGGGGUCAAGUCCGAAUAGGCCGCGCGCUGCCGUGGGCCCGCAAGGUGGAAUUGUGCUUGGUGGACACGCUCAGAGACGACGUCCUGAUCACAAAAGCCUUCCGCGAGGUCGGUCUGAGCGCGACCUACCUUCACGCGGCGGGCAUCUACAGGAUACAAGAGCACGAGGUCGGCGAGGAUGCGCCCAAGGUGGAGGUGGUCGUUUUCGAGGAGGACGCGGUGACUCAGAUGGUGAGAAGAGUCGGCUGGACCAGGAGAGUCCUGCCACCGGACUGCGAAUUCUCGCCGAGCCUGCAGUGCUUCCCGCCGCAACUGGUAAUACCUCCCUUACCGGCGAAACAAUUCGGCGGCCGACUGAUGCCCGUGCCUCGGGAGGGCAUAGAACUACAAAAGUAUCAUUACCCCAACGAUUGGUGGCUGGAGAUCAAGCCCACCGACUGCGCGGAACCUCAGGACGCGAACGUGUAGCGCGCGAUCGUCUCGACUCGAUCGACCGAUCUGAUGUCAGCAGGUGCAAUCGCGAUGUCUCGGUCAGUCUCGAACGGUGCCCAGCUACGAUCGAAUUCGUCGCGAGUGUUGUCGAAGGAGGUUGUCGUGGGACUUUGUAACGGUUCGGGCAACUCGUCCGCGAUAGACGUGACGGAUGCAAGUGAUGACACGCGCGAUAACAACGCCAGGACUCGAGUACCUUGGUAAUUAUCAGUUGCAAGCUCCGAUCUCAGUUCCGAGGUUGCUCAUUUCGCUGCGGCUCGACGAGGUCGCCGCUUGUGCAGAGCAGGAGCUCGAGAGCGCUGUACUCGUAAAAUGAAAUCUAAAGUAGCGUAUCGUCCUAAAUAGCAAGUUACUGCUAAUCACCGUAGCGACUGUUGCACACAAUUAGACAAUUACGAGUGUAUUGUCAGUUAGAGUCAACGUCAGUCUCCCCUCGGGGCCUUCUUCCGUUCCUGAGAUUCUUCUGUCAUUGCCACUUUACCACUUCCACUUUUAUAUACCUCGUACUUUUACAUUGCUUCCCCACGAAUAUAUUUCGUCUACAGUCAAAAGUGAGAAUUUUUAUAAGUCAGAAGUUUUUCCAUAUUUACUACGAACGAUCAGUGUAGGAUCGACUGGAGAUUUUCAGUGCGUACUGUUUCUAUCGGGGGUCUAUCGGGAAUCUACCGAUUCUUCGAGCUGGGAUUCUUUAAACGCGCGUGAAUUCAAGUCUGUUCGCAUCUUUCAGUAAAGCGCAAAAUACUACACUUGAUUGUGAGUUUAAGUACGAUAAGGGGUAAGCUUGGGGUAGUUGAAACGCAUUGUUAGCUUCAUUCAAUUCCUCGUGCAAUUAUUUGCAGAGUUUUUUACACGUGAACAAUGUCUAUACGUGAAACGACAUGCUUCAUUAAACGACAUGCUUGUUUAAACGAUUGAAUACAGAAGCUGUUACUCUAAUAAGCCGACUUGUCGCAGUCUGUCGUAACCUAGAGAACCGUAAUUGUCAAUUGAGCGCGAAGGAGCGGAGAACAAUGAUGCGUGAUAACGAAAACGUAUAUAUUGUUGCCACACCUCUCCGGUACGAGAUAUUUAUGUGAGCGCACAAGUCUACGUGUGUAAUCUAGCUGUAUGAAUGUGAUUAUAACAAUACGAUCUGUAAUGUUGUAGUUACGCCCAUAAAAUCUUUUGCGGAUUCAGUAAAAAUCUGCAAAAGAUACCGCGAUGUCUUCUGAUUGGAGAAUUCUAUCUGAGUCUGGAUAAAUUUUAGGUGAAAAUAAAAACGGACGGUUAAAACUAAAAAGUAGUUUCUAACAGUUAAAAUGAAAAAAGUGGUUAUUUA
Odontomachus brunneus is the source of this 2203-nucleotide messenger RNA. RefSeq lists its product as uncharacterized. The record is from RefSeq and is a predicted model, not a curated record. The transcript is spliced from 4 exons. Bases 166 to 861 code for a protein of 231 amino acids. Lineage: Eukaryota; Metazoa; Arthropoda; Insecta; Hymenoptera; Formicidae.